Molecule: messenger RNA, 807 nt
Organism: Lathyrus sativus (Indian pea)
Lineage: Eukaryota; Viridiplantae; Streptophyta; Magnoliopsida; Fabales; Fabaceae
Source: the annotation of a GenBank genome assembly
AUGAACGGCGGCGCCACCUCCUCCUCCGGUGACGCCUCCGUCGUGAAUCGCAGACGCAGCAGCCAAACCGUUCAUUCUAACGGUGUUAACGCAACGGAUUCAAUGCCGAAGAAUUCUUCUCUCUUUUCUCAAGCUUCGUUUCUGAAAUGGACUUUAUCUGAUGUUGUACACGUGGCGACACAUCAUUGGAUGCCUUGUUUGUUUGCUUGUGGUCUUUUGUUCUUCAUGGCCGUGGAGUACACGCUCCUUAUGGUUCCUUCUUCUUCUCCACCGUUUGAUUUGGGGUUCAUCGCCACGCGCUCUCUUCAUCGCGUUCUUGAGUCUUCGCCUGAGCUUAACAAUCUUCUCGCCGCACUCAAUACGGUGUUUGUGGCAAUGCAAACGAGUUAUAUCUUAUGGACAUGGUUGAUUGAAGGACGUCCUAGAGCAACAAUUUCAACACUUUUCAUGUUUACAUGUCGUGGGAUUUUGGGGUAUUCCACUCAGUUACCAUUGCCUCAGGAUUUUCUGGGUUCUGGCGUGGACUUUCCUGUCGGAAACGUGUCGUUCUUUUUGUUUUUUUCUGGCCAUGUGGCGGGUUCGAUGAUAGCUUCGUUAGACAUGAGGAGGAUGAAGAGGUGGGAGAUGGCAUGGACAUUUGAUGUAUUGAAUGUCUUACAAGCUGUGAGGUUGCUUGGUACAAGAGGCCAUUACACUAUUGAUUUAGCUGUUGGAUUAGGUGCUGGCUAUUUAUUUGAUUCUUUUGCUGGUAAGUAUGUUGAAGAUAGCAAGAAGAAAAUAGCUAAACAUAGUGUCAAUGGUGUAUGA